GCAGAGCGUUCAAAGUAGAAUCCAGAAAAAGAAGGUCCACCAAUAAACCCCGAGGGUAUCCGCUACGUACUUUUCAUCUUUACUGUCUAGUAAGCAGGGCCAUGCAUCGCCAUCACCGGUCUUGAACCAGCGCCUGGUGCACGGGUGUGGGCCGCGGCUGGGUCCUUUACAUCAAUGCGCUAUAUCGAACCCACGAGACACGCGAAACCAAAACUACCCCGAAUCCCUGGACUAAUGCCAUGGUCGAUUUGUCUGUAGAAGACAUCUCUUCAAUCCCGCCCGUAGGGCAAGUAAGCAAGUUUCCAAAGGACACGUAUGUACAUCUUCCCGUAGUGGUGUUGUCCUACACCGUCCUAGAAAGAACGGCGAUUCUUUUGGUGACGGACUUCACCAGCCACCCGGACCUGGGGUUCGCCAAGGGCAACCUGCCUUCGUUUCUCCUGCAGCCUUAUACUGUUGGAAAUCUGGAGGUGAAGAAAAACGAAGUCAUCGCGGUGGGUGUUUUCAUCAAAAGAGCCCGCAAGGUAUGGGACAUGUUGAAGGAGUUCCGCCCACAGCUUUUGGACUCGCGCACUUGGGACUUUCUGCGGCUGUGUGUUCUUGCGCUGAUCUAUUUCAGGCCGCAAGCAUAUAGAAAUGGCUUGGAGGGAUACCUCAGCACCAUAGACGUGUGGAAGGGGAAGCUCGCGGGCCCUGUUCAGGAGGCUUUGGACACCGAUGCCUUUGCCUCACUAUUUAAGAGGCUUGCUCACAGAAUGACCCCCGAAUUGUAUCACCAGUUGGGUCUUCAACUUCCAAUCGAAAGGCUCAUCACCGCCAAGGAGGUCGAGCUGGAUCAGCCGAUGAAUACCCUUGCAGACAUCUCCACGCCCAACGCAACCAUGAGUUCCCAAGACAACUCAAUGCAUCCCGGCAAUGCCGAGGAACCUCCAAAAAGACGUCGCUUGGAUCCCCGGGCAGCAGUUUACCAGCAACAAUUCACGCAAGUCCCCGAGCCGCAUCUGGAAGGCCACUCCGACUUGCGUCCUGAAACUCUGGAGAACACUUCAUCAGAAGAGUAUCCUGAAUUUCUGCCGAACAACCGAUACCGCGGCAAUGCAGCAGAGACUCGCAGCCUUAUGGGCCCACAAGGUAUGGUCGAGUUUACCAAGCUUGCCGACCUUGAAUGCGCGUAUGUCAAAGACGGGUCCUGUUUUGACACCAUGGCAAAAAUAGUGGAGUUCCGCCCACCCGCAGAACUUCUAUUUGUCAAAUCGUUCGGCCGCACAAUGAGAAUCACGCCCUUCACCGUCGUCAUAGAAGAACGAGACAAGCAAGUUUCUGUGUAUGUUUCAUCCGAGGAGGACAUGUGCAGAUUCUUUGAUAUUCCGGAGGUAGAAGUGAUUAUGAACCACAUGCUGUUUUUUCACGCCAGCAUGAACUCACUUUUAAACAAGAAGGUGCAAAUCCGCAUCGAGAGGAAGACAAAAUACUUGGUCUCGGGCGCUUCGCUCCCGUAUUGGGGAGUAUCCUCUUCAUUGAAAACCCUCAUUCAGCAAGCUUGGUCGGGUGCCUGAAUUCCCAAUUAUGGGUUUGAUAAUAAUGGGGCUAUGGGUUUUCGCAACUAUGAGCAGGUCACUUGUAUUUCGAAUCUGCCAGUCAAGACAAAGACAGAAUUGGAAUGUGAGCUGUCGAAGAUGCAUGAUUAGUCUGAAGACUGCUGUGCACGAUCAGGAUGUGGCCUCCGCUCUUAUCACGCAGUUGGAUGGCCACUAGAUUUAGGAAGGAACCAAGUCCCGCCUUAUUCAUGAAAUAUUGAUAUGCUUUGUUCAUUUCAGGGCGAUUCACAUCAUACGACUAUACAUGUGCUCAAUGUUGUUCUGCGUGCGAAACGUUUCAAAAAUACAUGGGUUGGGGUAAGAAAGUACCCCAAAGUAUCUGUUUUCAUUUCAUCGUCACUCUAGCGAUUUAUAGCGAGAUUCAGCCUAAGAGUGACGAUAACCGAGCAAAUUUGUUUGCCUAUACCUCGGUCUGGUGUGACCAAUAAAGAUGC
Messenger RNA from Metschnikowia bicuspidata var. bicuspidata NRRL YB-4993, 2032 nucleotides. RefSeq lists its product as uncharacterized. The record is from RefSeq and is a predicted model, not a curated record. The coding region runs from base 240 to 1556 and encodes 438 amino acids. Lineage: Eukaryota; Fungi; Ascomycota; Pichiomycetes; Serinales; Metschnikowiaceae. The transcript has a single exon.